GAACUGAGCUCACUGAGCUUGACUCAAAAAGUGUCAGAUUGUUGGCGCCAAUCACAAUAAUGUCAACAGUUUCUUGAUAGUCAACCAAAAAGUAGUUUAAAAUUUCUAUUCGCAAAAUGGAUAUAGACACAACAUCAGUGUCGAAGGGAUGCUUUUUGUUUAAAAAUGGUCAGCCUAGUAGGAUCAACAGGAAACGAAAACAUUCCGUUUUGGACAUUGACGAAUCUGAAUUAUGGUAUCGUCCUUAUAAAAUCGUCAAUCAGUUAAUCAACGGUGAUGUUGAGAACAUUCAAAAGUUAACAUUUAUCAAAGUAAAAGAGGGACUGAUGCAGUUCGUAGAAAAUAGUUGCGAUAAAUGGUGCUUGAACAAUUUACCGACAGCCGUGGUCGUCACUGGUGUCAACCAAGGCGAUCACUACCAAUUUUUCGACACACUUACCAAAGAAAUCCAAGAAGAUGCUUCGGUAACUGUGAUUCAGGGACGAAAUUGUUUAACUUUAAAAUCUGCCAUCAACACCAUGGUUUUCGGUUUAAUAGGACAACAAAUCGCGGAAGAUAACGACGAUACCACUAAUCAAUGCAACAGCAAUCUGCGUCGUUCUCAAUACAAUAUUCAAGUGCUCAGGUCAUGGUACGAUGAAAAAUUUGUUAACAAAAAAGGUCCCACACUGGUCAUCGUUAUUCCUGAUUUCGAAUUGUUUCGAAAAGAUGUUCUCGUCGAAUUCAUUCAGUUACUGUUGACGAUGAACGAUGAUCUUCCGAUGGUGUUGGUGUUGGGUGUAGCAACCGAUAUAUCGAUAUUGCAACGCUCUUUGCCGUCGCAUGUGAUCAACAAACUGCAACUUUGUAAAUUUCAAUCGAGUCCAUCGAAACAAUGUCUGGAACAGAUUCUGAGUGAUGUGAUAUUGUCACCGAAGGUCGGCGUCAACCUGUCGGGAAACGUGCUCAACCUUCUCGUGGACAUUUUUCUUUAUUUCGAUUUCUCCAUUAAUUCGUUCCUGAAAGGCUAUCAGUAUUGCCUGAUGGAACACUACUACAAGGGAAACGCAUUUUCAUUAUGCGGCACCACUAACGAGCAAUCGCUUGCGAUGAUCAGGAAUUUGAAGCAUACCGAUAUCGAAGAUAUUCGACAAUUGUCAUCGUUUCGAAUCUAUGUGGAGUCGAGAACGAAUCCAGCCGAAAUAAUCAGUCUACUUGAAGAUGACAAAUAUUUUGUGCAGCAACUGCCGGCAUUGCUCAAAGACCUGCACGAAUAUUUCAACAAUUUCCACUGUUUUGCCAGAUUGCUGUUUGCGAUGGUCAAAGGUCUGCCGAAAAACUUUAUUGGAAAGCAAUUACGAGACGUCUAUGCGCUGUGCAGUUCGACAAACAUUUUUCAAUCGGAUACGUUUACCGAUUUGUGGCAACUAUUGAGAAUGUUAUCGAAGGAGGAAUUUCUGUCAACUUUGGUUAGUGCCGUUGACACGCUCAACCGUUACAAAGAAACGUUUUGUUCGAACGAAGGCAUUAUCACCCAUGACAUUAUCGAUGCGGUGGUCGAGAAACUGACCGAUUGCAUCACAACAAUAUCAAAGGCUGACGCAACAACCGAAACCACAACCAACAUCACACCAAUCAAGCUGAGCAAAGAUUACAAGGAAGAACUCAAAAUUAAAAUGAUGGAGCAGGCAUCUAAAUCAAAAUUUGCAUCCGAAAUCAGGAAGCAGAUGGACAUAACGCUCGCUUAUAUCAAAGAUCAACUGACAAAGUACUUGGUUCCGUUCAACAAAGGUCCUGCGCUAUACGAAUUGUUUGUGUUCGAUGACGUACGAUCGGUUCGACAACAUAUUAUGGGCGCACCCAGGGCUGUCAUACACAAUGCACUGCAAAACCCACAUAUUUAUCUUCAGUGUUCUUGUUGUACUUUGGACGAUCCUGCACAAAUACUUCCAUCGCUACCAGACGUUUCAAUUGCAUUCAAAUUACAUCUCGAAAGCGGUCAGAUGAUAAACCUAUUUGACUGGUUGCAGGCAUUCAAUAUCAUUCAUCAAGUGGAUCCAGACCAACAGUCCAACGAAAUUGAACCGGAAAUUCAAGCCCGCUUCGUGCGAGUAGUCGCCGAAAUGCAAUUUCUCGGAUACAUUAAGAGUUCGAAGCGUAAGACUGAUCAUGUUGCUCGUUUGACUUGGUAGGACAAAGGUUUGAUUGUGACAAUUUUUUGAUUUUUUUUUGUAUUUCGUUUUCGUAUAAAAUGGAUCCAUUUGAAUUUUA
Molecule: messenger RNA, 2250 nt
Organism: Bradysia coprophila
Lineage: Eukaryota; Metazoa; Arthropoda; Insecta; Diptera; Sciaridae
Gene: Orc3
Product: origin recognition complex subunit 3
Biological process (GO): DNA replication; DNA replication initiation
Cellular component (GO): nuclear pre-replicative complex; DNA replication preinitiation complex; nuclear origin of replication recognition complex
Molecular function (GO): DNA replication origin binding
Source: RefSeq, a predicted model, not a curated record